Postia placenta MAD-698-R-SB12 is the source of this 1019-nucleotide messenger RNA. RefSeq lists its product as hypothetical. The transcript is spliced from 5 exons. Gene Ontology annotation, cellular component: mitochondrial outer membrane. The record is from RefSeq and is a predicted model, not a curated record. Gene Ontology annotation, molecular function: voltage-gated monoatomic anion channel activity. NCBI's taxonomy places the organism in Eukaryota, Fungi, Basidiomycota, Agaricomycetes, Polyporales, Adustoporiaceae. Bases 33 to 917 code for a protein of 294 amino acids. Gene Ontology annotation, biological process: monoatomic anion transmembrane transport.
CGCUUCACCGUCACCACCAAAAGCCUUCCGCAAUGUCUCUCCCCCAGCCCGUCCCCCCGUCCUGGAAGGACCUUGGCAAGUCCUCAAACGACCUGCUCAGCAGGGACUUCCCCAUCCACGGCGUCACGCUCGAGGUGAAGACGAACACACCCUCGAAUGUCGCCUUCAAGGUUGGCGGCACGCGCGACAGCAAGUCGGCGGCCAUCACCGGUGAUCUCGAGGGCAAGUACGUCGACCGCAAGCACGGCCUCGUGUUCACCCAGGCGUGGACGACGAGCAACAUCCUCCGUACCCAGGUCGAGCUCGAGAACCAGAUCGCCAAGGGCCUCAAGCUCGACCUGAACGCCGCGCUCACACCCGACAGCGGCUCAAAGAGCGCGCUCUUCACAACCACCUACAAGCAGCCCGGCCUCCACAGCCGCGCGUUCCUCGACCUAUUCAAGGGCCCCACUUUCACCGCGGACACCGUCAUUGGCCGUGAUGGCUUCCUUGUCGGUGGUGAGGCGUCGUACAACGUAACGGAGGGCAAGGUGACGCGCUACAACGCGGCGGUUGGCUUCAGCGCGCCCGAGUACGCCGUCACGCUACACGGUCUCGGCAACCUGAGCACGUUCUCCGCGAGCUACUACCACCGCGUCAACCCCGAUGUCGAGGCGGGCGCAAAGGCUGUCUAUGACACCAAGGCAACAACCGCGGGUGUGAACCUCGAGGUCGGCACCAAGGCUUACCUCGACGGCUCUGCGUUCGUCAAGGCGAAGAUCAACAACUCGGGGAUCCUCUCGCUCGGCUACACGCAGGCGCUCCGGCCUGGUGUCCGCGCCUCGUUUGGUAUUGCGCUCGACACACAGCGACUGAACGCUGUUGCACCCUUUGGCCCCGCGCACAAGUUCGGUGCCAGCUUUACCUUCGAAGGCUGAGCAGUGUGCUAGUAGUCGCGCUUUUCUGCGGGGGGUGCUCGGUAGAUUAUAGUGUUACUAGUUUACUUCACGAUGCAAUCAACGCCUGCUUUGUAUUCUCAA